This is a messenger RNA of Ectocarpus sp. CCAP 1310/34, 1721 nucleotides long. The record is from the annotation of a GenBank genome assembly. Lineage: Eukaryota; Phaeophyceae; Ectocarpales; Ectocarpaceae.
GUAUACCAACACCACGGCUAUGAGCGGGGAGCGUGUGGGCAGCCAGGGUUGUACGAUCUUGGACCAGUGCAAAACACUAGGUGAUUAGCAGCUGAUAUUUUCACGAUUUGGUGUCAGGGGCCGACCGACAUUGUGGGGAUCUAAGCAAGAAGCUUAGCGCACCGCAGGCUGCACGCGUCCCAGCACGGGAUACUCCGGUUGAUUGCGUCUCUCCAGGAAACCAUGGAACAAUCGUGCGAACAGACAGCCCCAUCGCUCAAGGGGCAAGUGCAGGACCAAGCGCCCGCGACAGCGGACAUCAUGGACGACUACGACGGCGACGUGCAGGUGGUGACCAACUCCUUCAGAGACUACGGAGGCGUUUCUAGGUUUUGCGGGCGGGUCGAAACCGUCAAGUGCUUCGAGAACAACCCCCUGGUGCGGCAGCGGCUGACCAAGGAGGACGGCGCCGGCAAGGUGCUAGUCGUGGACGGUGGGGGCUCCUUACGAAGAGCGCUCAUGGGGGACCAGCUUGCCGCCGGGGGGCUUCAGAACGGCUGGCGGGGCGUGAUCAUCAACGGCGCCGUUCGCGACUCCUCCGAGAUCGGCAAGCUACCCUUCGGUUGCAAGGCCCUGGGCACGAUGCCGAGGAAGAGUGAGAAGAAGGUCCCGGGGGAACAAGGAGUUCCGGUGGAGUUCGGCGGGCUGCGGUUCAAGGCGGGGCAGUUCGUCUACGCCGACGAGGACGGCAUAGUGGUCUCCGAUGAACCGCUGCGAGUGCCCAGAGAUAGAUCGGCAUUAUGAUUACGUACGCGUACGUAUGCACGUAACAAUACGUACGUAGUUCGGCGUAGUGUCCGACGAAGUGCUGGAAGUGCCCAGAGAUUAGAUCGGCAUUUGUGGCGCACGCAUACACGUACGAACGUAGAAUGUACCGCGUACGGCAAGCGCAAAACUUGUUGCCUCAUGUCUCAUUCGGGACGGGCCGCCAAGUUACCGAAGUAACUGUAGGGCAGGUGGAUAAUGUCACACAUACAUGCCGCAUGUUGCAUGAGACGUAUGUACCAGCUGGAUGUUGCACCCCCUGGACGGAAUUCAAAGCUUGAUAUGUCGGCAGGGAAAGCAGUGACGGUGCCGAAAAUCGCGCCAUCGGAACCGUGUCGUCGAGAGAAAGCCUUCCGAAAACGUAUACGUCAAUAUCGGCAUCCUCUUCGUCGUGGAGUAAUCGAGCUUUGACAAUCGGCCCCGGUGGUCUAGUGGGUAGCCUCGUAGCCUGCGAAGGGCCAGGUCAUGGAUUCGAGUUCCGACAUAGUGAGCUUUUUCUCGCUAGUUAUAUCCUGGUCUCGUUAGUAAACUUGAUCGACUUCGUAAGUCGCGAGGGAAGGUAUUGCUGUGCCCUUCUCGCGAACAAAAUAUCUCAGGCAGGAACCGCAGGAGGGGGUCCAACCUCCCCCUCCUAUGUGACCCCGGUUGGGUCGUCUAGCUGGUAGAAGUGGAGGAUGGAGGCCAGAGGGGCAGACGACAGAGUCCAAUGAUGGGAGACGAAAAAAAAAAUCGGUCCAGGAGGUGUGGUAUCUUACGCAACUUGCGGAAUACGCGCGCACGCCGCCUAAAGAGAGAGCCGGUUUUGGCUGAAUGUGUGUGCGUGAAAGCCGACAACCUUGGCGAGGGUCGGACUUUUUUAUUGAAAAACCGUUAGACUACACACGGCCGGAAGACCAGAUAUUUUAGCGCGUGUUACC